CUUCUCCGAGUGCCCUUUAAAAACAACCAUGGCUGCGGGAAGUGCCAUAAGAUACCUCCAGGAGGAAACCACCUGCGCUGUCUGCCUGGACUUCUUCCACGACCCUGUCAUGAUCCUCAGCUGCGGCCACAAUUUUUGCCGCCGCUGUCUCGAUUGUUGCUCGGUGGAUGCCGCCGGCGGUGGUUCCUGUCCGCAGUGCCGGGUCCCUUUCCCGCACGGCGGCUUCCGUCCCAACCGGCAGCUGGCCAACGUGGUGGCUGCCAUCCAGGAGCUGGACACGCCGGCGGCGCAGGAGCUUUGCCGGAGGCACCAACAACCCCUCACUCUUUUUAGUCACCGGGAUGGAAUCCUCGUCUGCGCUGCCUGCGCUGAGCGUCGCGCUGAGCCCGCUGUGCCCCUCGAAGAGGCCGCUCGCUGGUACAGGAAGCAGUUUGAAGGUUCCCUAAAAAACCUGCAAGAGGAGUACGAGCGAUGUGCCAGUCUCAGCGAGGCAGCAAAGGAGACAAGACAGGAGAUGCUGACUCAAGUCAGUGCUGAGAAGCAGAAGCUGCUGGUGAUGCUGGAAGAGCUCCGGCGGGUUUUGAGUGAACAGGAAUCACGUUUCCUUGCCCGGUUCCGUCGCCUGUGCUGGAGGCUGGAGGAACAGCAACGUGGUGAAGCUGCCAAGAUAACCUGGAUCCGGCAACACCGUGCUGAGCUCCAGGCCAAGUGCCAGCAACCGGAUGUUGAUCUGCUACGGGAUGCCCAAACCACCCUGAGCAGGUGCACAGAGAGGAAGGUGCAGCCGUUGCUGCCGUCGAUGCCAGAGCUGGAAGCAGAGCUUGAGGAUGUUACCCGGAAAACCAACAUGCUGGCAGAGGCAGUGACACAGUUUAAAGACGUCUUGGGCUGUUCACUGGAGGAAGACUCAGGGGGAUACCAGAGAGCAACUGUGACCCUGGAUCCAGCCACAGCUCACCCCCAAAUCCUGGUGUCAGCAGAUGGCCGGACUGCAGGCCGCCGGGAAUCACCCCCAGCUCCUCUUCCCUCAGGAAAGGAGCGUUUUGAGUCUCUCCGCUGUGUUUUGGGUCGGCAGGGCUUCGUGGGGGGCCGGCACUGCUGGGCUGUGGAGCACAGAAGAACAUGCCUAAAAAUUUUUGGAAAGCUCACUUUGAGGCUUUGCUUCUGGAUGCCUCGCAAUAAGAAUUUGCAAGUGGAAACAUUUCUGCUUAGGAUUUGCAAAGAAUUUAAGGGAAGUGGGCUAAAACCAUCUCUUGUGCCUCCUGGGAUCACUACGGUUCAUGGUUGUGCCACUGCCACAAUGUGAGCAGGGAGAGAGGCCACAAACAGGAUUUUAUCUCCCAUUGCACUGCCAACAAGUUGAAUAGAAGGGGAAAAAAUAAACAAACUUGUAUCUUGAGGCAGCAGAAAGUUGUUACUAGGGUUAAACCAUGUGAUAGAGACCUGUUAUCAGCAAGCACAGGCAGGACUGGGCAGGUCUCUGCCUCUUACAGCCUCUAUCGCUCCACCUUCGCUGCCAGACUUGCCUCCCCAUCCACAGACAUUCUUGACAUCAGACUGAGGAAGAGGAGAAACCACAAGGAAAGGCAGCAGGGAAGGCAGCUGCUUUUAUCUUCGGGGCCCUAAUUUUAAAUAACUGCCUUGACAAACCCACAGGUCACCACUAAACCCAAAUUGCAGUCCUGGUCAGUUGUAUAAUUAGUUGUUUCCCUGUUUGGUUCAUGGUGAGGUUGGUCCUGGCUGCUGUCUUCCUUAAAAUACAAGGCCCAGCAGUGUGUAAAUCAAAGUGCUUCUUUGCAGCAUCCUGCUCCGAAAGAUGAGCUUCCAACACUCCAUUUUAUCCAAUUUUCAUGUGAAUAGCUUAAUGGAUAUUUAAUUUAAAAUUACGUAAAAAAUAACGAAACAUAAACAACAAAAAAAUCUACCCUUCUGCAUAGCUCAGCAGGUCCAGAGAUGGCUCUCCAGCGUGGGAGGGGGGGAGAGGGUGGUCAGAAUCAGUCUCUUUUCACCCAAAGGCAGCUCACCAGCAUCCCAACAGCAGUUCCAAUGGCAGAUCCUUGGGCAGGGAGGGUGCAUAGCCCCCACUCCUCGAGCAGAGCCAGCAGAUGCACCUUACAGCCCUCCCACAGAGCCGCCACUGCAGCCCCUGAAACCCUCCCCAGUGACAGAGACACCUCGUAGCAGCCCACAGAAAGAGACUUUGGGGAGUAGCUGAAGGUUUUUUUUUCCCACAAAGCUGGAGGCCAGGGUGGGAGGUGGAUGUGUUUCAGGAGGUUUGGGGGUUGAGAACGAGCGUUCUUGGGGGUUUUUUUAUCCAUUGCCUUCUGCUUCUCCCCAUGCUGCCCCUCUCCCACUAACACCCUCAGGAUUCAGACUGGAGUUGGAACAGUGCACCCAAGGGAAGUGUGGCAGGCACUGAGGAGCAAACCUGAGUGAGACUGCAGGUCCUCCAUGAGAGUGGGGACAUGAAACCUCCCCUGCUCCUCACUGGGGUCCGUUUUAACUGAAAAAAGGCAGAAUUAUGGGCAUGGGUUUACAACCAUUCAGGUUAGUAAUUGGCAGGUUUUGGCAGGUGCUUAUAAAAACAGGACUCAAAAGGCGCUAAAAUGAGCAGCUCGUAAUACCUAGAGGACACCAAUUUGUGUAUAUUUUGCCCCAAAAUACAGCUCCAAUGCAAACCGGGGAGGUGUCAGGGUUUUUAUCUUCUGCUUUUGGGGAGGUUUGCUCCAUUUUGGGCCUUUUUCCCAAAGGAGCAGCCAAUGGUGAUUUUCCACCUUGAAGUGGUGCUCACAGGGAAGAAAUUCCCAACUUAGGGAUGAACUGGUUAAGAAAAGGUGGGCACUGCUGCCUCCAGGAGAAAGUGCUGUUAAACCACCAUCCCCUUUGUUUUUGAGAAAACUGUCACUUCCUAAGUGAAAAUAAGAAGUGGAGAUGUGCAGGAAACAGGUCCAAAAGUAUCCCUAAACCCUCCCAGAAUUAACCCAGAUGCUGCUUGGGGGGAGGGGCAUAAAUCUGUCCAAGUGUCACCAGUUUGCCCAGUUUCCCCCUCCACUGGCCUUUCCCCCUCUUAUUUAAUUUAUUGUAAUAAAAUGUCAUUAUUUUGUUUCAUUUUUUCCAUUUCAUAACUUCAUCUGCUCAGAAAAGAGGUUUUUCUCCCCAAAAUGAAGCAUAGCAUAAUGUUUCUCCCCCCCAGGUUCCCUCAUUGUCCAAAAUCCCCUGCAAAAAGCCACAUCUGAUAGUUUAUUUAAGCUAAAAAGAGUCUUUUUUAACAGCUGAAUAUAGGGGAUGAGACCCUAUAGUGCAUUAUAGGGCUUGGGCAGCAUGAAUGAAGCUGGUAGCUGGGCUGAGCAAAAGAAAUUUGAAUUGUGGGGUUUUAGGGUUUUUUGCCUUUUAUUCUGUAGAGUAAUUUCUCAGACAUGCUUUAGACCCGAACUUCCCCCAUGGCAGCAUGAGAUCUGGUGAAGGAGCACACCAAAUCUUCCACAUGAAAACACACCAAACCCCAGAAAACUGAAAAAAGGAGAAAUUGUGAUAGACUGAAUAAAGAAUCUUGUUAAACUUGG
Molecule: messenger RNA, 3563 nt
Organism: Manacus vitellinus (golden-collared manakin)
Lineage: Eukaryota; Metazoa; Chordata; Aves; Passeriformes; Pipridae
Product: zinc finger protein RFP-like
Exons: 8
Coding region: 29-1306 (425 amino acids)
Source: RefSeq, a predicted model, not a curated record